UUUGAAAAAUGACAGACAAGAAGCCAGUCUGUUUACAAAGCUGACACAUCCGGAUCCAGCUUCCGUCAACGUAGGCUAGCAGUCGCGACAUGAUUUUUGGAUCUUGCAUGGUUGAACUUCCCAAGAGAAAAACCACAGCUCCCGUUUGACUCCAACUGAUAAACUGACAACUUUCUGUCCAACUGGUUGGCAUAGAUGGCGUCUACAAACGACCCAUUUCAAUUUCAAGAAUUUGAAGAGAGCAAUCUGCUAGCAGCUGCUAGCGAGUCGACUACCAUCAGCAUCGAGGAUGAUAUUAUGAACCCAAAGUUCCCCAGUGGGUUUGCUCCCAGUGGUGAUGAAGACCCCACAGCUGAAGAUGACAAAGCGGAGCUUCUGUCAGGGGAGAAGAAAAGCAUCCCCUUCUGGACCUUUCAGUACUAUCAACAGUUUUUCGACGUCGACACACACCACGUAACGGAAAGAAUUGUUGGCUCCGUGCUGCCUUGGCCGGGCAAGAACUUCAUUCACGUGUACCUUCGCAGGAAUCCCGAUCUCUAUGGACCGUUCUGGAUCUGCACCACGCUCGUGUUUGCAAUGGCCAUCAGUGGAAACAUCUCCACCUUCCUGGUGAACCUGGGCAAGCCAAACUACAAGUACACACCUGAGUUUGGAAAAGUCACCAUAGCUGCGACAGCCAUCUUCAGCUACGCUUGGCUGGUCCCUCUCGCCGUGUGGGGUUUCCUGCUGUGGAGGAGCAACAAGAUCAUGAACUUGGUGUCUUAUUCCUUCAUGGAGAUUGUCUGCGUGUAUGGAUACUCACUUUCCGUAUACAUUCCUGCCGUGGUUCUGUGGAUUUUCCCGUACGAGUGGCUGCGGUGGCUCUCCAUCGGGGUGGCGCUCUGCCUUUCCGGCUCUGUCCUGAUCAUCACCUUCUGGCCCGCCGUCCGCGACGACAAGCCCAGAGUGAUCGCGGCGGUGAUGUCGGCCAUUGUGGUGCUCAACGUCCUGCUCGCCGUCGGAUGCAAAGCGUAUUUCUUCAGCAAAGCCGAACCGGUGCCAACGCCCGCCAAUCUGUCGACGACAGCAGUGGUCCUCCCGCACACGACAUGAGGAGUUGUUGAAAGCGUCUCCCGUUGCUUUAUUUGAGAGAAUGAGGUUGCAGUCUGGCGAUGAAGUCAUGGGCCGUCUGGAUUUCACCCCAUAACCUACUGUGGGCGGGGGUGCGCUUGGCGCGCUGCUACCAAGUGUGUUCUUUCUAACGGGAUCGGUGAGGUGUUGCACUAUGGAUUUCUAUUUAUCGCCAAAACACAACCAACCUUACAGGUGUUUGAAUGGCAUCGAAGGCAUUUUGGAUGCUGUUAUUGAAUAUUCAGGUAGUGGGAUUCGGACAGCACGCCACAGGAUUGUACUUCAUUUUCUUUCCUACUUAAUAAUGUCGACAAAAGUACGGAAGCUAUUAGUGCCACACUGAAGUGACAACAAAUGUAAAUUAAAAAAAAGAAAAGCGCUUGUGAAGGGAAAAGCAAUGUGGGGGAAAAUUUUUGUGAAUGAUCAUAGCAUAAAAAUAUAAUAAAAGCAUAAUAGAUUGUACUGAGAAUAAUUUUCCGAGAACAGAGUCGGAUUUUUUUCUCUUGUCUUUAAAAUUAAAACGUUCUCCUUCUCAUGUUACAACGUUGGUCAUGUAAUAUUAUGAUGUUUUUUUUUCCUUAAAAAUGCAACUUUAGUUUCAUUCUCAUAUGUCAGAAUAAUUACGAAUAAUUAAGUCCUAAUUUUGGACAGGAAUUCAGGAAAUCAUACUUUUACAUGGUGAAAGUUAUAUGACGAAAAAGUUGUACGUUUUCAAAAAUGAAGAAUUGGACUAGAAUAAAGUCAUCAAAUGUGAAUAAGGUUGUAAUCAUUGAGAAAAAAUUGUUUUCUCAAUAUUAAACUUUUUUUACCUCAUUCUAUUUCUUUUUUGUUCUUUUCAGUGUGGCCCUAAUACAUCACGUUUGCACAAAAAAAAAUGUAAAUUUUCAAAAAAUGCUACCAUCUUUUAUUUCAUAAUUCAUGUUUGCUGAUCGACAGGCUAUAGUACAUUUGAUUAAAAAAGGUGUACUUGUUUUACAGAAAUAUUCAAUGUAUAAAUGAGAAGUUACACAAAACUUCUAUCAAAUAAACACUAAGUCAUAUGAACACCAAA
Hippocampus zosterae (dwarf seahorse) is the source of this 2161-nucleotide messenger RNA. It is a transcript of the gene yipf1, whose product is annotated as Yip1 domain family, member 1. Bases 196 to 1092 code for a protein of 298 amino acids. The transcript is spliced from 10 exons. Gene Ontology annotation, molecular function: small GTPase binding. Lineage: Eukaryota; Metazoa; Chordata; Actinopteri; Syngnathiformes; Syngnathidae. The record is from RefSeq and is a predicted model, not a curated record. Gene Ontology annotation, biological process: vesicle-mediated transport. Gene Ontology annotation, cellular component: Golgi apparatus; membrane.